CACAAGUCCACAGCAUCUCAAGCCACCAUCGAUCUGCAAGUCUCGCUACGUAGCAGUGCAAUAAAAAAAGCAGCCGCAAUGGCGAGCAGCACCAUGGCCCUCUCCUCCACGGCCUUCGCCGGCAAGGCCGUGAACGUGCCGUCGUCGUCCGCCUUCGGCGAGGCCCGCGUGACGAUGCGCAAGACGGCGGCGAAGGCCAAGCCAGCGGCGGCGUCCGGGAGCCCGUGGUACGGCCCCGACCGCGUGCUGUACCUGGGCCCACUGUCCGGCGAGCCGCCGAGCUACCUGACGGGCGAGUUCCCGGGCGACUACGGCUGGGACACCGCGGGGCUGUCGGCGGACCCGGAGACGUUCGCCAAGAACCGGGAGCUGGAGGUGAUCCACUCCCGCUGGGCCAUGCUGGGCGCGCUCGGCUGCGUCUUCCCGGAGCUUCUCGCCCGCAACGGCGUCAAGUUCGGCGAGGCCGUGUGGUUCAAGGCCGGCUCCCAGAUCUUCAGCGAGGGCGGGCUGGACUACCUCGGGAACCCGAGCCUCAUCCACGCGCAGAGCAUCCUUGCCAUCUGGGCCUGCCAGGUCGUGCUCAUGGGCGCCGUCGAGGGCUACCGCAUCGCCGGCGGCCCGCUCGGCGAGGUCGUCGACCCGCUCUACCCCGGCGGCAGCUUCGACCCGCUCGGCCUCGCCGACGACCCCGAGGCCUUCGCCGAGCUCAAGGUCAAGGAGCUCAAGAACGGCCGCCUCGCCAUGUUCUCCAUGUUCGGAUUCUUCGUCCAGGCCAUCGUCACCGGGAAGGGCCCGCUCGAGAACCUCGCUGACCACAUUGCCGACCCCGUCAACAACAACGCUUGGGCCUACGCCACCAACUUCGUCCCCGGCAAGUGAGGGAGGCGCCGCCGGUGACCUUUAGGUGUCCGGAUGCAUGUGAGCGCACGCUGGUUUUCGGUUUGUACCAUGAUGUAAACUAUUGUUCAAUCGACAAGGAAUAAUUGUGUUCAUUGUCAUUAUUUUUCCCCUCUCUUUUUCGUUCCUGCCGAUUUUAUCUAAAUCAGGUGUUUG
Zea mays is the source of this 1053-nucleotide messenger RNA. RefSeq names its product light harvesting complex mesophyll 7. Gene Ontology annotation, biological process: photosynthesis, light harvesting. The record is from RefSeq and is marked validated. Gene Ontology annotation, cellular component: membrane. The coding region runs from base 79 to 879 and encodes 266 amino acids. Lineage: Eukaryota; Viridiplantae; Streptophyta; Magnoliopsida; Poales; Poaceae. The transcript has a single exon.